AUGGCGGACAACGAUCCAGGCUGUCCGAUCCAAGGCAAGCCAGACCUUUAUGGGCUAGGCGUACGCCUUGGUCUUUACUUACAAUUCAUCGCUAUUGUGUUGGCGAGACCGUCAGUGAAACCCACCUUCAAAGCCAUCGCUGGCUCGACUGUCGCUUUCGUCCUCGCUAAUUUCAUCGUCCUCGUCAAGGAGAGCGCGUCGAGGACUCUAUUUGCUCCGGAGGCAUACCUCCUCUUCCUCCUCCUUGUUCCACAACUCAUGGUGAACAUUAUAAACCUUGAUAUAUCUAGGAAACACAUAAAUCCUCGUAGUGCCAUCACCCUGCUCUUAUGGGGAUCAUUUUGUUUCUAUUUCAGCUGGUUUUGGUGGGUGGGACUGGACGUCUUACCGGCGUCCGGCUGCGAAGAUGAAUUUGGGUUCUUCUUCACCAAGGUCAGCCUCCGAGGUUGGUUCAGAACUUUUAACAAGGUCCUUUGGACAAUAUCAGAUAUUGCGUUUGUCAUGAUCAUAUCAGCAACUGCAAUUCAAGUCCUGAUGACAUAUUUGUCCCGAGAAGGAGACGAUCUAAGAGUCGCAAGGCUUACCGACGAAGAAAUCACUCAUAACACACUUCAACAUAUUUUCCUGCAGGGUUGGAGCUUUCUCCCAUUUGCUAUUUCCGUCUCUGGUGCCGAAAUAACACUUCGGUACAAUGAUAUCCGGGGUGUUAACACCGUAAACUCGGCCAGUCAGCUCGUCCCUUUAGUCCUUGCCCUUGGCUUGUUGGUGCACGUCAUCGGAAAUACGUUAGCAAGGCUGGCCUAUGGGUUUCGACAUGCUUUCGACGAAGAUGCAGCAAGCAGGCUGGAUAAUAAUAACGACCAUGAUCGUAGUUUAACACGAACCGACGUUGGGCGCGAGCUGCGGGAAGAGCGGGGGUGGCUGGGCGUUGUUGGUCGCUUUCUUUUCCGAUUUUGUUGUGCAUUUGCUGUAGGAUACAACCAGGAAGAAGUGAAGCCGGCGCAUCCAAAUUCCGCGGGUUGCCCAAAGAGGAACCAUUGUACAGAAGUAGGCAUCGAGCUGGAAGGUGGUCCGCGACCUUAA
This is a messenger RNA of Daldinia vernicosa, 1083 nucleotides long. RefSeq lists its product as uncharacterized. Bases 1 to 1083 code for a protein of 360 amino acids. Lineage: Eukaryota; Fungi; Ascomycota; Sordariomycetes; Xylariales; Hypoxylaceae. The transcript is spliced from 6 exons. The record is from RefSeq and is a predicted model, not a curated record.